UCUACCUUUGGGUUGCUGACAACAGACCGCACGUUUCACCUCGGGCCCAUUUCCGUGGACACUGACACGACACCGACAUCUGGAAACACCCUGCUGCACUCGAAAGAUGCGUUGUACUUUUUACAAGAGAGGGGUAAUGACAUGGAAAGCAGCGUGUCUCUUGCUUCCCUAACGGAGGAGCUGAAGACGAUCACGUCCGUCUUGGAGACUUGGGCAAAACUGGACUCCUUCCUCUCCAACUCGUCUGUGCCCACGGCCGGUCUGGUUGGAUUCUUGUCGGAUGCAUCGGGUGAUGGAACUUGGAACGACGCGUACCAUUGCGUGAAUGCAACUGUGACGAAUGCAAAGAAGGUCGAAAAUGGCUUUAAGUUCACGGGGUCCGAAUCAUACGCCAUGUGGCCUGUGAACAUGUGGGACUACGGCUAUGUGCACAGCUUUGUGAAUUACGCGUUCACGCUUGUGGCGACAGUGACGAUCGAUGAGGUACCGAAAGAGAGCGCUCCUCUGCUGGGUGCGGGCCUGAAUGACAAUGAAAACACAAAGUUUGUGGGGCUGUCGUGCACGGCGGAGAAACAGUGGGGGACGGUCUUCAACGGUAUGACAACAAUAACACACGGCGGCGCUUGGGAGCCGGGGAAGGAGUACAAAGUGGCGCUCAUGCUGCAGGACAACAAGGGCUCCGUGUACGUGGAUGGCAAGCUCGUGGGUAAUUCCGACACGCUAACAACUCCCGAGGCACGGAAUUACGAGAUCUUAUACUUUUACUUUGGCGGUGGCGAAAACAGCAAUGUGAUAGUAAGGAACGUCUUUUUGUACAACCGUCCAUUGAAUGAACAGGAACUCAAAAAGGUUGACGACUCCGAUGCGCCUGAGCAACGUGCAGGUGGCAGCUCCACGCAUAAGGAUGGGCCUGUUCCGGAGACGCAGCACAAAGCCAGCAGCCCCGCCGUCUGGCCUACUGACGGGAGCGCUGCAUACAAUGAAACUGCCGGCGCGUCUCCGCGGGCCCCGGGGACACAACCAGCUGCAGGUAAGGGUUUGUCGCUGAAUGGAGGAGGUGGUGACAGCGCUGGGUACGAUGGGAGUGUGUCUCGGGUGAUGCUGCUGGUUGUUCUGGGGCUUUGCAGCGCAGCAGCCGUCUUCUGA
This is a messenger RNA of Trypanosoma rangeli, 1146 nucleotides long. RefSeq names its product group II trans-sialidase superfamily. NCBI's taxonomy places the organism in Eukaryota, Euglenozoa, Kinetoplastea, Trypanosomatida, Trypanosomatidae. Gene Ontology annotation, molecular function: exo-alpha-sialidase activity. The annotation marks the transcript as partial. The record is from RefSeq and is a predicted model, not a curated record. The transcript has a single exon.